This is a messenger RNA of Pelmatolapia mariae (spotted tilapia), 2424 nucleotides long. It is a transcript of the gene fam168a, whose product is annotated as family with sequence similarity 168 member A. The coding region runs from base 251 to 928 and encodes 225 amino acids. The record is from RefSeq and is a predicted model, not a curated record. The transcript has 8 exons. Gene Ontology annotation, biological process: positive regulation of base-excision repair. Lineage: Eukaryota; Metazoa; Chordata; Actinopteri; Cichliformes; Cichlidae.
UCCCGGCAGUGCAUCCCCAUCCCCCACACUGUGGCCGUCUCUCCGGGUGAAAGCUGUCUUCCCAGCGCCACUGGCCCGACAAAACGCUGCUGUAGCAGAGCCAGUCCGCACCGACCCGAGGCAGCACACUCACACGGGAGAGAGCACGUACACAUUCGGGGAAUCUUUCCUUUUUUCCCUUCCGUGAUCGACCGAGUAGCUUUGAUUUGCAUAUCCACUUCCACUCCUUCCUCAUUUGCAUACAGCAAGAAUGGCGAGCGGGCAUCCCACAGACAAAUUCAGUUUCAUGUAUCAACCAGACACGCACAAGAGUAAGAACAGGUUAUCUUCAGCUAUGAAUCCAGUCUACAGCCCUGUCCAGCCUGGAACCCCAUAUGGAAACCCCAAGAAUAUGGCCUUCACAGGCUAUCCAGGAGGGUAUCCUGCUACAGCUCCUACCUACACCAACCUGUACCAAACAGGCAGUCCUGGGUAUCCACCAGGAUAUACUCCAGCAGGAACUCCAUACAAAGUGCCCCCCACUCAGUCAAAUGGAGCCCCUCCUCCUUAUACUCCGACCCCUACCCCGUACCCGACAGCUAUGUACCCCAUCCGCAGUGCCUACCCUCAGCAGAACCUAUACACACAGGGAGCGUACUACACCCAGCCAGUGUUUGCUGCUCAGCCACAUGUGAUCCAUCACACCACCGUGGUGCAGCCUAACAGCAUCCCCUCCACAGCCCUCUACCCGGCCCCUGUUCCCGUACCUGCUCCUCGCAACAACGGCAUGGCUGCCAUGGGGAUGGUAGCUGGGACAACCAUGGCCAUGAGCGCAGGGACUCUGCUGACAACGCCACAACACCCCCCAAUUGGAGCACACCCAGUUACUGUGCCAACCUACAGGCCCCAAGGGACACCUGGGUACAGCUACGUACCGCCUCACUGGUAGAGCCCAUCCAUCAUAUCUGGAGUCCACCAUCGUAUGCAACUGCUCGAAUCUUACCGCGAGCUCCCGUCAGUAAUCACGGGAACUCUGCAUCUGUCUGCAAGAACAAAACUAAAGUGCAACAGCCACUUUACUAUCAUUGUUAUUAUGCGACAUUCUCUAACGUUUUUACAAAAGCUGCUUUUUCUUUGUUUUCUUUUUCUUUUUUCCUUUUCAUCUGCCAACCAAUCAUUAUCUUAUUUUGUAUGGUUAUUUUAUUUCAUUUCCUCAUUUUUCUUUGCUGUGUCUGUCAUUGGAACUCCAGAAGGACUCUUGACCAAUCACGGGUGUCGAGCGCUCCUGUUACUGUGUUGUGCUGGUGUGUGUGUGUGCGUGCGUGUGUGUGAGUGAGUGUGCGUGUUUCUGCCUGCUGCAACUCAGCUGGCUGGAGAAUAUUGGGCACUUAUUCUUCAUCAUCUCCAUCGGUCACAAAGACUUAUUGACUUAUGCUGCCAAAUUUUUUAAUGACUAGAUAUCAGCACAGGGUUUCAACACAACUAGGAUUUUAGUUUUACAGAUUGUUGAUUUUUAAUGUUCCUUCUUUUUGCCACACUCAGAUGAGUUACCUUACUUUGCAGUCUCUCCCCCCAAAUUCUUCCUCAUCCUUUUUCAGUUUGAUCUCGGUCGUCUUCCAGUGUAGCUGUGUCCAGCAGUAGUCAGUUUGUCAUCCCGGUUGUUACGUCUCCAUGGGAGUGCUAUGAGCACUGACCAGCCAUCACCUGUAAUGCUACGCGUCACAUUUUUCGUCCGCUUUAGCAUUGUACCUAGUACAAACAUCAUGCUACAUACUAUGCAGGCUGGUAUGUUGUGACACUAUCAAAAUUUUAUCCUAGCUAUAGAGGACGUUCCUGGGUGGUUUGGGUCAUGUCAGCUUUUUUCUGUGGUUAGAGUAGGUAAGUACAUUUAAAACCUUAAAAAAUACAGCUAUACUAACUGUGACAACAGCUUGGAUGGUCGUGCACACUUUCUGACACACACACACACACACACACACACACACACAGGGGCUCCUGUUGUGUUUUGGGAAACACCGUCACUUAGUGGCGCUUAUUGUACAGUACCUCCAGUUAUGUUUUAGCUGGUGUACACGCACACUCACGCACACGCGCGCGCACACACACACACAUACACACAUAUAUGGAUUUCUGGGGUGUGCAUGGGAGACACAGCCAGCAGUGAUGGAGUUUAAAGGGAUUGGUGGUGAUGUCGGAGGAGAGCCGGAAGGAAUGAGGACAGUAGACAAGAUGACAUAUUCACAGCUGUCAUCUUAAGGUACAAGAGAUUUAAGUUUGUUACAUCUCGCCUGCAAGGAGGUGCACAAACAGACGGCUCUUUUGUGCUGUAUGUGAUGCACAUUGAUUUUUCUCACUGUGAAUAUAUCAUCUCGUCCUCCUCCUUCCAUUUUCCAGACGAGGACUAAUAACCAAACGGCCUGCAGAUGAGAGCCCAGACUAUUGAAU